GACGCCUCAAUCUUUCCCGGCGGCCCGCGGGGCUCCAGCCGCCGCCGCCGGAGGAGGCGCGCACGUGGGCGGCCGCGAUGCCCAAGUCCAAGCGGGACAAGCGGGUCUCCUUGACAAGAACUACCAAGAAAGGUUUGGAAGUGAAGCAAAACUUGAUAGAAGAGCUGCGAAAAUGCGUGGACACCUACAAGCGUCUCUUCAUUUUUUCCAUCGCCAACACGAGAAACAACAAACUGAAGGAUAUCCGUAAUGCUUGGAAGCACAGCAGGAUAUUCUUUGGGAAGAACAAAGUGAUGAUUGUGGCGCUGGGCCAGAGCCCAUCCGAUGAGUACAGAGAGAAUUUGCAUGAGGUCAGCAAGCAUCUGCGGGGAGAAGUUGGCCUCCUUUUCACUAAUCGUUCCAAGGAUGAAGUUAUAAACUGGUUUUCUCAGUUCAGAGAGACUGACUUUGCCCGGGCUGGAAACAAGGCGACCUUCACCGUCAGCUUGGAUAUGGGGCCCCUGGAACAAUUUUCCCAUUCUAUGGAGCCUCAGCUGAGGCAGCUUGGACUGCCAACUGCCCUGAAAAAAGGCGUGGUAACGCUAAUCUCAGAUUACGAGGUUUGCAAAGAGGGGGACAUCCUGACUCCAGAACAAGCUCGCAUCCUGAAACUCUUUGGCUACGCAAUGGCAGAGUUUAAGGUGACCAUCAGGAGUGUGUGGAAUGCCGAGACGGGAGAAUUUGAACAGCUGGAGGCCGCCACUGAGGAUGCUUUGGGGGCAAUGGAGGAGGAAGACGAAUCUAAUGAAGAAAACUAGGGCAGAAAAAAGCCAACAGACUUGUUUUUUAAGAGAGUGAUACCUCCUGAUCUCUUUCUCGUUAAUGGAGAACUGAGCUAAUAACUUAAGGAUGUUAUCACAGUGUGGCUUUUUUUUUAAACGUGUACAUAUAUAUAUAUAUUAUACACGAAUAUGUGCAUAAAACGUAUAAAAGAG
Messenger RNA from Candoia aspera, 974 nucleotides. It is a transcript of the gene MRTO4, whose product is annotated as MRT4 homolog, ribosome maturation factor. Gene Ontology annotation, cellular component: nucleolus; preribosome, large subunit precursor. Gene Ontology annotation, biological process: nuclear-transcribed mRNA catabolic process; ribosomal large subunit assembly; rRNA processing. Bases 78 to 797 code for a protein of 239 amino acids. NCBI's taxonomy places the organism in Eukaryota, Metazoa, Chordata, Lepidosauria, Squamata, Candoiidae. The record is from RefSeq and is a predicted model, not a curated record. Gene Ontology annotation, molecular function: RNA binding. The transcript is spliced from 8 exons.